AUGGCACCCAUCGCAAUCCCUACCACCGAGCCUGCCCCCGCGCUCGACCUCGCCACGCUCAAAGCCGCCCUCGCGGCGGUCGACACGACCAAGGUGGACCUCACCGUGCCGCCCGACACGGCGAUCGUGCGCCUCACCAAGGCCGGCAUCGACCUCACAAAGGGCUACCCGCACGUCCCGGCGCGCCCCGAGAUCGGCGCGGUGCAGCACAUCCGCGAGUAUGUCCGCGAGGGGCCGUACCACGACCCGGGCAGCCGCGCCGACAAGGACAAGAAGGCGCUGUUUGGCGCCGCGGCCAAGGUCGUCGACCUGACCAAGCACUUUGGUACCGAGAUCAUCGGCCUCCAGCUCAAGGACCUGACCGACCAGCAGAAGGACGAGCUCGCGCUGCUCGUGUCCGAGCGCGGCGUCGUGUUCUUCCGCGACCAGGACCUCACGCCGCAGAAGCAGCUCGAGCUCGGCGUGUACUGGGGCGACGGCAUUGUCGAGGAGCACCCCUUCACGCCGAGUGUGCCGGGCCACCCGGGCGUGGCCGUCAUCUGGCCCGACGGGUGGAAGGGCAAGUGGUACAAGGACCGCUCGUACCGCCGCCCCUACCCGUCCCACUAUGGCUGGCACACCGACUUUGUGCACGAGGCCUUUCCCGCCAGCUACACGCACCUGCACCAGGACAGCGUGCCCGAGGUCGGCGGGGACACGCUCUGGGCGAGCGGGUACGCCGCGUACGACAAGCUGUCGCCUGCGUUCCGUACGCUGCUUGAGGGGCUGAGGGGCAUCUACAAGUCGGGCAACUCGUACCCCGACCCGAACGACCCCCACGGCCCGCCAAAGUACAUCACGCGCACGCACCCGCUGGUCCGCACCCACCCCGUCACGGGGUGGAAGGUGCUCUACGUCAACCGGGGCAACAUGCUCGGCAUCGAGGGCUUCGACCAGGCCGAGUCGGACGCGCUUCUCGACUACCUCAAUAACCUGUACGAGCGGAGCCUCGACAUCCAGCUCCGCUGGCACUGGACGCCGGGCACCAGCGCCAUCUGGGACAACCGCGCGACGAUCCACUCGGUCUCGUUCGACUACGACGAGGUCAGGCAUGGCACCCGCGUCGCUUCGCUCGCGGAGAAGCCGUACUUUGACCCCGCGUCCAAGAGCCGCGCAGAGGCGCUCGGCAUCAAGGGGUUCUUGAAGACUGAGGAUGUUGAGGCGAGGUUUGCUUCCAACAACCGCCUGUUUCGUAUCCCGUCUGUCCAGCUCUUCGCAGCCAGCCCAGUGUUCAGUGCCCCGCACGACAUCAGCAGUGCGGGCGGGGACAAGACGGUUCAGUUCACCGAUUCAACGAUCGAGACGUCCAAGGUCUUACACACCGUCCUGUCACUCAUGACGACUUCCAAGCUCGACAUGUGUCUUGAUCACCGGAGCACUACAGGCUGGUGUCAACACCUCGCCAAUAUCGUUGCCUUCCUGAAGAAGUACGAGUGCGACCGCACAUUGCAGGCUCUCCUCCACGCCUACCACUACGACAACCUCAUGGGCCACUGGGGGACUAUCAACCAUGCGCUUCCCGGCCUCGUCCUGGGAGCCCUUGCCGACGACAUCAGCUAUUGCAUGAUAGUCAUCGAUAUCUACCACAAGAGGCUUCAGGGUCCAAUGAGCGUCUACCCCGACGGCACUGCCGAAAUGCAGAAGAACGACCCACGAACUCGUUGUCGCGACGCCAAGCCCACAAACGUCCUCCUCCCAGCCAACAUGUCGCUUACGAUCCAUCGCCUCCUCCCCCCGGACUAUAUCUGGGCGCUGUCUCGCAGCUGGCUGGAUGCCAACCAAAACCUCGGGUCAUGGGCGUACCAGUUCUCGUCGUUUGCUUCCAAGGCUCUUCAGCCCCGUACUACUCCGACCGCAAAGUCGACGACCUCGAGCUGA
Messenger RNA from Vanrija pseudolonga, 1917 nucleotides. RefSeq names its product Putative alpha-ketoglutarate-dependent sulfonate dioxygenase. The transcript is spliced from 7 exons. The record is from RefSeq and is a predicted model, not a curated record. Gene Ontology annotation, molecular function: 2-oxoglutarate-dependent dioxygenase activity. NCBI's taxonomy places the organism in Eukaryota, Fungi, Basidiomycota, Tremellomycetes, Trichosporonales, Trichosporonaceae. The coding region runs from base 1 to 1917 and encodes 638 amino acids. Gene Ontology annotation, cellular component: cytoplasm.